AUGGUCGUCAUGAUCAAACGUGCCCUCCAGACGAGCGACAGGUCUGGGAAGACCAAGGCUGCUAUCAUUGUAGGUAGUGUUGGUGCUGCUCUUCUUUUCGCCAUUAUUCUCUUCUUCGUCCUAAGGAGUAUCCGACUACCGAAGAAUAUACGACGAGCGCAGGCCGAAGCGCGCGCUCGUGCUCGCGCUCAAACACCACACCGACCAUGGAGCGAACGCAUCUUGUCGCCUUUCCGUCGCAAGCACAAUGCGUCUACCACUACUCCUGCUCGCGAGAUGACCCUGGACCCCGAAGCUGCUGUCAAUAGGCACACGAGCAUCCGUAGCAUCGCCACUCUUCCCGCCUAUUCCGCUGUACCACAUGAGAAUGAGGGUGUCCUUGGUCGUGAGGGCGAACGAGCAGGCAUGGAUACCGUAGUCGAGUUCCCCGAGACAAACGAGGAGGAAGAAGGCAGAAGAGAGGCCGAGAUGGAGUCUCUUUGGCAGAUUCGCCAACAGCGAAGACAAGAGGCAGCUGAAAGAGAAGACCGUCGACGUCGUCGUCGUGAGGCACGUGCUAGAGGUGACAUGGAAGCUCUCAACGCUCUGCGGCAUGAGACUGCUCUACGAGUGACUCUGGAGCGUGCCAACGGCUCGAGCAACAUGGUGGCCGAACAUAAUGCCAGGCCGAGGGAAAGAAGAAUUAGUGCUGUCUCGUAUGGCGACCUUGGUGUUGCCCGUCAUGACGGCACACGAGUGCGCGCAAACUCGACAGAGUCGGACAGCAGACCCCUGCUUAACGAUGCUUCCAACGCAGGUACUGCUGCUCCCCUACGACCCUGGCUGUCUCGCGCUUCCUUCUCUACUCAUCAUCGCAUGGCUUCUGCUACCUCGGUCCUUACCACCGAUAGUCUUGACCAGGAUGAUAGCGAUUACGAGGUCAUUUCUCUUCAACAGACUUCCUCUCGCCCUCGCUCUUCUCGUAUCCAUUCUCGAGCCCACUCCAUCAACCUGAGUCUUAGGAGAACCUCGACCUCACAGAUUCCUCAGCUUCCUCGACCGGAUGGCGACCUGGGUGAAAGUCGUAUUCCUCUUCCCGAGCUGCCGCGUUACGACGCUAUGGGCUUUGACGAGGCCCCGCCCUACGAGGAAAUUCACUCCUCGCGUCCCUCUCUUUCCAGGGCGAACAGCCAGUCGCGCCCUUCACUCUCCAGAACUGACAGUCAAACACGAGGAAGCGAGAACAGCAGCCCGUUGUCAUCUCUGCCCGAGAUCGUCCGCCUCCCAAGCAUCCGCAUCAACGAGGCAUCACCAACAGAGUCUCCACGUCAUUCCACAUUUCCAGCAAAUCUGAGACCGACGACCGCCUCAACCAUUGAUGAAGAAACGACCUAA
Molecule: messenger RNA, 1374 nt
Organism: Aureobasidium subglaciale EXF-2481
Lineage: Eukaryota; Fungi; Ascomycota; Dothideomycetes; Dothideales; Saccotheciaceae
Exons: 2
Coding region: 1-1374 (457 amino acids)
Source: RefSeq, a predicted model, not a curated record